UGAAGGAGCAAGAUCAGAAGAUGAGGCUUCGUGGCCUCGACGCCCAGAAAUCCAACAUCGCCGCUGGCGUCGCCGAAUCUCGUAUCCUACGCACUCCGCUUGGCCCUAAGGACAUGGACAAGAUGAAGCAGAGCCCUGCCGGCGACCUCAUCAUCACAAACGAUGGGGCAACAUUCUUGGAACACAUGCACGUGGACAAUCAGAUUGCAAAGGUGAUGGUGGCUAAUCAUUCAUAUGCAGGAGGUAGCGAUUACUUAGCUUCGAAGAUUAACGAAGACAAAGACAUUAUGCUUGGAAAGACCAAAGGCGGAGGCUCUGCCUUCUAACUCAUUGUUAUGUAUCAUUGCUUAAAUUUUGGAGAAUCAUGGUGAGAUGUGCACCAUGGAGAGAUUGGACAAAUAUUUGUGGAGAGAUGUGCUCCUUUAAGAGAAUGUUGGUGAUUAUGUGCA
Molecule: messenger RNA, 449 nt
Organism: Asparagus officinalis (garden asparagus)
Lineage: Eukaryota; Viridiplantae; Streptophyta; Magnoliopsida; Asparagales; Asparagaceae
Product: T-complex protein 1 subunit epsilon-like
Exons: 1
Coding region: 21-326 (101 amino acids)
Biological process (GO): protein folding
Cellular component (GO): chaperonin-containing T-complex
Molecular function (GO): ATP binding; ATP-dependent protein folding chaperone
Source: RefSeq, a predicted model, not a curated record